This is a messenger RNA of Strongylocentrotus purpuratus (purple sea urchin), 2799 nucleotides long. RefSeq lists its product as uncharacterized. The transcript is spliced from 5 exons. NCBI's taxonomy places the organism in Eukaryota, Metazoa, Echinodermata, Echinoidea, Camarodonta, Strongylocentrotidae. Gene Ontology annotation, biological process: signal transduction. Bases 460 to 2154 code for a protein of 564 amino acids. The record is from RefSeq and is a predicted model, not a curated record.
AAAAAAUGACUUAAGAAGUAUAUGACCUGACCUUUCGAGCGGAAGCUCUGCGCCAGUCCUUGUUUCCUCGCGUACUGUGGAUUGUACUAUGAGUCAUGAGUUACCUUAGAUUAGAGUUCGUGAAUAAGAAUAGAAUGCGCUUCACAUUAGAUGUCGAAUAAAUCAUAGGCCUGACUCGUGUUCAUCAUCUUGUCAAAUUUCAAGCUCCCGUUGUAGAAUGACGACAAAAAUUGACAAAUAAAUAAGUACCUGUCUAUUUGGUUACACCAGCUGACGACUUGGUUGACUAGCUGGAUAUCACAAUGAACACGGUCUGCAAAGUAAGGGAUAACUCAUAAAUGGGUAAGUCCAACAAAGGAGAAAGAUCCAAAUGUUACAGAAUAUUGUGAAAAACGGUCGGGAAAUAUUUGGAGGUAUUUAAACGGCUUCGGGAUCUGAAGACUGUUUAAAGUCGCCAUAAUGGAAUUACAACAAGACCUGACAGAGGAGGAAGACUUGAAAGUUAAAGAGUGUUGUGAAAAGGUCGAUACAUACUUAGAAGCAUUUAAACGGAAGCGAGAUCUGAAGACUCUUACAAAGACCGAUGACUGGGUAAUAUUCAAAGACAUCACUGACCUGUCACUAGGCAAUGUUAAAACUGUUGUGACCCGAAACUUAACGUCUCGUGGCGAGAUCUUUGAGGUGUUUACCCUAGCGUGGAAAAGUACAGUAAAAGGCAACACAUCUUCUGUGAUUGACACAACGAAGCUAUCAGGUCUGUUGGAGUGUAUUGUAAAAAUUACAGUUCUUUCGGACGAGAUGUGUCAUGUAUUUGGCGAAAGGGAUCUUGUGCGAAUGGUAAUGGAGGAUCUCAAGAUAGGAAAGCUUGAUGAUGAUCUCACGAGAACUGCGCUUACCAUUGUUUACAAUUGCUGCUGGAGGGUUCCCGGAAGUCGAAUCAUUUGCCGAGAGUAUAUUGACGUCCUCCAAGACCUUGCGCUGUCUGCGACACCUGACAUUCAGGCGGACGCUUUCCUGGCCCUUUCUUACAUCGUGGAUAAAUUGGAAGCGCAUAGACUGGCUCUUAACGAGCCAUGCGUGAAGUUCCUGAUGGUGCACAUGAAAUCCUCCAUGAGUAAAUCUAAGAAGAAACCUCCAAGCAGGUACCACUACUCGGCGCUGGAGAUCACCAAGGGUAUCAACCAGUUGGCAGUCAACGAAAGCAACAAGCUGCUCAUAGCGGAACUCGGUGGGCUGGACUUACUGAUGCGAAUCCUGGCAGAAGGGGGCUCGAGUGAUGAGGAGAGGCUCUUGGCUGCGAGAGGCAUAUGGCAGCUGGCGUUUAAAGAAGAAAACAAAGCCAAGAUACGCCGAAUCAAAACCUUCCUAACAACACUGAAGAGGAUUAAGAAAACGACAUCGAAUCUAGGUCUUCGGGAAGCAUGCUCGGGUGCGCUCUUCCUCGUUAAUGACGUUGUCGAAUGCGAUGACGACGAGGAGUCGAAAGGAAACCCGAAGUCGCCGAAGGCCAUCGGCUCUGAUCGGCAAUCUUCGGACAGGGAACAUAUCAUGGUCAGCUAUCAAUGGGACAUUCAGAAACGGAUGCUUAAGGUCAAGAAAUACCUGGAGAAACAUGGCUACAAUGUAUGGAUGGAUGUGGACCAGAUGCAGGGCAAUAUACUGGAUACCAUGGCCGAAGCAGUACAGAAUGCUUCCGUUGUCUUAGUUUGCGCAACUCAGAAAUACAGUGAGAGUCAAAACUGCCGCACGGAAGCACAAUACGCGUACAAGCAAAAGAAAGACAUCGUCCCUUUGAUGCUUGAAGAGGGCUUCGAACCCAAAGGAUGGCUUGGCGCCCUGAUGGGGAUGGAUAAAUAUUUCCCCUUGUAUUCUGAUAGCCUUAUGAAGAAGACUCUACCCGAACUGGUGAAAGAGCUGGGUGAUAGGGGCAAACAUGAGGAAGUUGAUAUUCCAUCGCUGGAUGACGUCACAGGUGCGGCCCCUUCCCCUGAAGAUGGGCAAAUGGCAGCGCAUGACAAUAAACGAGACAGUGGGGAUUCCAGUGGAGGAGCUAAAGAAGACGAACAAACAGACAAGAAAAGCAAAGAGGAUUCCCGCGUGCAGAAAAUGUUCACUGUAAUCAAAUCGAAAGUCCCUCUCCUUGAUCGCCCGUAGAAUGGGAGCAUAGGGACAAGAAAGUUAAGUUCUCGUAAGAAUGAAAAAUAGGUUGUGAGCUUUCUUAUUCUGUUUAUGGUGAAUGAGAUUCAUCAUGAUCAUGACAGAACUUAUUUUACCAUCGGUGACCGCUAGUAGGUUACUCUUGAAUUUGGCGCUGUGCAGUAACGGAUGAACAUGGACAGUUGAAUAAUUCAUUAGGAUUAAACUUGUCCUUCUUCAGUGACCAGUACUUGUCAAGAUUUGAUUUAAAAGAAUUGAAUGAUGGACCUUUUGCUUCAUAUGAUGGGAGAUCAUUCUAUUCGUUUACUAUUCUCUGUGAAAAAGAGCUCUGCCUCAAUUUAGAAUUUACGUUUUUCUUUUGUAGUUUGAACUGGUGACCUCUUGUUACUUUGACAGUGGUACGGUGAAAAAAAUUCCCUUUUACGGCGAUGCAUUAUAGUUCAAGGCACGACCACACAGAAGAUUUUUGUAAUAUUGGGAACCGGUGCAAAAUGCAAUGAAUUAUUGAUAAUUUAUUGUAUUUUGAUUUUUUUUUAAUUUAUGGGGGUUGCCCCCUACGCUAGCCCUCCCUGCGUACAGUCAUGAUUCAGUUGCAAAGCAAUUGCCUCGUAACUGUGAGACCCCAGGAUCAAAACCGUGUCG